AUGACCGCUCGUUGGACCCCUGUCCAUCGCGUCAAGGACGAUGCAAUUUAUCUUGACGACUUUGAACUUUCUUUUCAUCGCACACUACGUGUACCGGAUAACCAUGACUCCUCAAAACUGCCUCCUUCGCUUGGUCGAUUCCCGCUUUGCAAUGCAGUAGACUAUGCAAAGAAUCUGCCAGAGGAGAUGGCGAAAAAGGGAGGUGUCUUUCUACCCAUGUAUCAACGAGAAGCUAUGUGGAUUAAAUUCGUUUCCAAAAAGCCCUAUGCUGUGCAACUCUUUGUCGGUGGCAUAAAUGCUGUCUCUGGAAUCCCCCUUGUCUCUCUCUCGGGUGAUCAUUCCCCAUCUCUGCCAAGUUCUUCAAUUGGAGAUCAGGAUUACAUGGUUAUCCCCGAGCAAAACUGGAUAGACGGGAUUGCCACUGCCCCAGGUGUUGUGCGUCAGUUCGUCGCGAUGCCGUCUGGCAGCGGUUACUCUGUUGAAGUACAGGCCACCGGGAAGGAGGAAUUUGCCGGAAUGUUGUUCUCGGUAACACCAAGGAUGGAGCCGAGCGUGAGCGGUGGAUAUCACCGAAGAGUGAGAGAUAUUAAGUUAAAAGUGACGGCGCUGGGUGGGAGGACGUUUACGAUCCCAGCGUCUCUGAAGGAUACUGUGGAUGAUGUCAAGUUCACCAUUCAGGAGAAAGAGGGGAUUCGUCCGGCUCAGUGUGAACUUAAACUGUUUGGCCGCCCACUCGAGGGAUAUCGAACACUAGAAAGCUACAACAUUGAAGCACUCCGUGGAGGUAUGAAAAUCUACAUCAAAACGCUAACCGGCAAAACUAUCGAAAUCCAUUGCGAGUCAUCUGACACCACCGACAACAUCAAGUCCAAAAUCCAGGAUAAAGAAGGGAUUCCUCCGGAUCAGCAACGCCUCAUAUUUGUUGGAAAACAAUUAGAAGAUGGUAGAACGGUGAGCGACUAUAACAUCCAACAUGAAUCAACGGUACACCUCGUCCUGCGGCUCCGCGGCGGCGGCGAGGCUCCCAAAGACUUAUUCGAAAACCAUGAAAUGGGCAUUGCAGCUGGCGGCCGCAUCGACCAGGUCAUCGAAGCCGACUCCCAAAUCCAUCAGUGGGACAGUUCCCAAACAAAAUGGUUCAAUGUCCAAAUCCUUAACUCCUCUAAAUUCAGGGAAGUAACGGGAUUGCGUGCUCCGGAAACGCCUGCAAAUGCGCGACUGUACGCAGAACAUGGGUAUCCUUUUUAUGAGCUUUGGGGGGAAGAGGAUAAGAAAGCUGUUGCCGGAGAUUUUAAAGGCAUAAAAUCCAUAGGCCAGAUUGACCGCGUAGUUGAGGCCCCAUUGAAGCUCAAAAACAUCAUCAAAAUUGGGCGCAAGAUCUGGGAAUCCAAAGCCAGCCCAUCUGGGGCUGAGAGGAAAGGAGGGCUGAGGGGAUUGUUCACAAGACGUGGAAGGAGUGCCUCAGCGUCACCAGCACCGAGCUCUUCUCCGAAUUCUCCGGUCUUGACCCCAGAGUCUGAGGUUUCCUUUUUUCAAGAUAGUAGGGGCUUGCCCGAGUUUAAGAGUUUGGCGGAGUUUGAAAGAUAUUUGGCCUAA
Molecule: messenger RNA, 1596 nt
Organism: Lindgomyces ingoldianus
Lineage: Eukaryota; Fungi; Ascomycota; Dothideomycetes; Pleosporales; Lindgomycetaceae
Product: ubiquitin-domain-containing protein
Exons: 5
Coding region: 1-1596 (531 amino acids)
Biological process (GO): modification-dependent protein catabolic process; protein ubiquitination
Cellular component (GO): nucleus; cytoplasm
Molecular function (GO): ubiquitin protein ligase binding; protein tag activity
Source: RefSeq, a predicted model, not a curated record